AUGGUCGAUGACCUGUGCAAGCAAAUUCAAAAAUGGAGGGACGAGGGUUGUGAAGUUUUGCUGGGGAUCGGUGCUAGCGAAGACCUUUCGGUCAACUCCCCGGACUCCAUACGACAGCGGUUUUGUGAGUGCGGAAUGGAGGAAGCGAUUUUGAAACGCCAUCCUCCCAUGGCGACCCACCAACAAAAUCAAAGCAACGUUCCCAUUGACGGAAUCUUUACCACUUCAGGUGUUCCGGUUUUGGCUGGUGGCUACUACGCAUUUGGUGAAUUUGUUGAAUCAGACCACAGGGCACUAUGGAUCGAUAUUGACUUGAACACGGCUUUGGACAAUUUCACACCCCAGGGGUCUACCUUUAAACCUCGGAAACUCACCCUUUUGGAUAAGCGGUCCGUCAAACGCUAUCUUCAACUGGUUCACUUGGGAUACGAGGAGUAUGACAUCCCGUCCCGUCUCACCAAGCUCAAUCAGCGCAUUGAAUCUAAUGGACGACAGAUGUCACCCUCACUGGCACGCAAAUAUAACUGCCUUCACCGGCAGAUGUAUAUGAUACGGCGGCAGGCUGAGGACAAUUGUCGCACUACCUCCUCUGGCAAGGUUCCUUGGUCUCCCAAAUUGCAGGGCUUCUGGGAUCGGUUGAGUCUCUGGAAGCUACUCCUUAAAGGACGCAAGCGAUGUUGUGUGAGCUCCCAAAAGGUCCGGCGCCUGAUGAAGAAGACAAGGCUGUGCACCGCAUGGAAGAAGACGACUGCUGAACUGGAAGUGGCAUUGGCAGCUGAACGACGGGCAUGCAAGUAA
Messenger RNA from Cylindrotheca closterium, 798 nucleotides. The record is from the annotation of a GenBank genome assembly. NCBI's taxonomy places the organism in Eukaryota, Bacillariophyta, Bacillariophyceae, Bacillariales, Bacillariaceae.